AUGUCCAUGGAGGGUGCCAUUAGCCAUGGAUUUGGUGAUUACAAAACAACAGUUAUAUCAGUUAGCCUUUCAAGCAGCUUACAGACUGAGGCAGAUACUGAAAAAUAUAGGGAUUUGCGAGCUCUUCUACAACUCCUUGCAAAUCUCUGUUCAAAGGAUCUGGUUGACUUCUCAUCAGAUUCCCUUGAGACCCAUGGCACAAAUAUUUCUCAGGUGGUGCACAUGGGUCUUCACAUGGUUAACCCUCUUAUAACUUUGGAGAUGCUGAAAUACCCUAAGCUUUGUCAUGAUGUGAGCUUUCUUUUCCAUUAG
Ilex paraguariensis (yerba mate) is the source of this 312-nucleotide messenger RNA. Lineage: Eukaryota; Viridiplantae; Streptophyta; Magnoliopsida; Aquifoliales; Aquifoliaceae. The record is from the annotation of a GenBank genome assembly.